UUCUGAUGCCACUGACUGACAGUCUUCCAUUGCAAAUGCAUUACUGUAAGCACGAUUUAAACGGAUAGAUUUGUAUGUACAGCCUAUUUUGGGAGUUUUGAAUCAUAACCCCGGCUUGGUGCGCGCAGGACGUCCCGGGACAGGACUGGAAGCUGAAGGAAUGCUGCUGAUCUCGACUGACUCAGGAGCUCAGUUGCAGCUUUAGUAAAGGUGUCAUGCUGUAUAUCAGUCCGGAUUUUCUGGCUAGUUCACUAUCGCCCUUCUGCUUUGCACGGCUACCGACACACGAACUGAUUCAUCUAACACAGUUACAAUGAAAAGAAACAGCGUUUAUAAGUUUUUGUCAGUAUUUUCUUGUCUAUUAGUUUGUGUUUUCCUUGUGUUUUGGGUUUUUGUCUUUUAUUCGAUGGUUUUGGCACCCUAAGACUUUUUUGGACAUUAACGCAGCACACGAGGAUUUGACACCCAUCUGGUUAACGUCAGCGACUAGUUAAUGUUUUUUGUCAACGUUUAUUCAUCGGGAUAAUAUGAUGCUUCAAAACAUUUAUCAGACAAGCGUGUAUGCUAACAGCGAUUAAGAUCAGAAAUUGUUUUUUUAAAAUGUCAAAAUAUUAAAUAUAAAGCUUUAACCAGUUGUAGCAGCAGCGAAAACGCCACCACGGCUUCCAUUCGGUCGGUACUUGUUUUCUUAUUAAAUUAAUUUUAAAGUAAUUUGUGAAGCGUUAGCUCUGCUCCGAAACCCAAACAAACCGACUGCGCAUGCGUGCAAGCUGCUCCGCGGUCAUAUGACCUCAACCAGGAAGCGCUGUCUGAAUCAAAAGCAUCGGUCCUGAUGGAAGCGGAGUCGACGGAGAGAGGCGCAGCCGCCCCAAAGCUGCAGUUUGCCCCGUUCUGCAGUGCCCUGGAGGCAGGAUUCUGGCAUCAGCUCACCCAGAAGAAGCUCAACGACUUCCGCUUAGAUGAGAGUCCAAAACACAUCAAAGGCUACUACUAUAACGGUGAUCCUGUUGGCUUGCCGACACGCUUGACACUGGAGUUCAGCGCAUUUGAUGUUGGUGGAGCCACACCGGCUCGCUGCUGUCCAGCGCCAGGAACUCUGUACAACACCAACACAUUAGAAGCCUUCAAAACCACCGACAAGAAAGCUCUCCUGGAUAAAGCAGCCAAUGAGAUUUGGAGCGCUAUUCUGUCAGGAGCUGCGCUGGAAGACUCCUCCAUCCUAAACAAAUUCAUCCUCUUGACAUUUGCGGAUCUGAAGAAAUAUCAUUUCUAUUAUUGGUUCUGCUUUCCUGCCCUUUGCUUUCUGGAGGGGGUCCAGCUGGAGCAGGAGCCGGUGUCAUUAGAGCGCAGCUUCUCUGCCAAACAGAUAUUAAGCUUGCAAACGGCGUAUGAUGAUCUUUGCGUCUCGAGUGGAACGACGGCGGUCCCACAUUUUCUACUCAAGUACACAGAAGAAAGUGUUGAAGUCGCGCCUCUAAAAGACUUGAACUCCUUCUUCCCAGACCUAAAGAAGAUUACUGUGGGUGUGUAUGACCCAUGCGCGCUUCCUAAACACCCAGGCUGGCCUCUCAGAAACUUUCUCAUCCUCCUCGCAAAAAAAUGGGGUUCACAGCUGGAUGUGCUGGAGGUUCUGUGCUUCAGAGACAGGACUCUACAAGGGAGCCGCUCGAUCCAGCACAGCAUCAUCUUUCGGGUCAAGCUCCCAGACCUCACGGCUUCUGCAGUAUGUCCAAAGAGUGUGGGUUGGGAGAAGAACCCUAAAGGUGCGAUGGGACCUAGAAGUGUCAAUCUCAGUGAAUGCAUGGAUCCUAAAAGGCUUGCAGAGUCUUCUGUCGAUCUCAACCUGAAGCUGAUGCGCUGGAGGCUGGUCCCGUCUCUGGAUCUGGAUAAGGUUGUGUCGACAAGGUGUCUGUUGCUGGGAGCUGGGACUCUGGGCUGCAAUGUGGCGAGAACACUGAUGGGCUGGGGUGUGAGACACAUCACUUUUGUGGACAACGCGAAGAUCUCCUACUCGAACCCAGUGCGACAGCCGCUCUAUGAGUUUGAAGACUGUCUGAGUGGAGGGAAGGCUAAAGCUCUCGCCGCGGUGGACAGAUUGAAGAAGAUCUUUCCUGGUGUGAUUUCAGAGGGCUACAACAUGAGCAUCCCAAUGCCAGGCCACCCAGUGAAUUUUUCCGAGCUGACAAUGGCUCAAGCUCGGCAGGAUGUGGAACAGCUGGUGAAGCUUAUCUCUGAACACGAUGUGGUCUUCUUGUUGAUGGACACUCGUGAGAGCCGCUGGCUUCCGACAGUCAUCGCUGCUAGCCAGAGAAAGUUGAUAGUUAAUGCUGCUCUGGGAUUUGACACGUUUGUGGUAAUGAGACAUGGCCUUAAGAAACCCAAAGAGUCACAGUCUGAAGAGUCCAGCCCCAUGUCUGCUUCCUCCAACUCCUCGUCUUCCUCCACACCAGCAGCCACCAUCACACCAGGAGCGUCUCUGUUCUCCAACAUCCCUGGACAUCGGCUCGGCUGCUACUUCUGUAAUGAUGUGGUCGCCCCUGGAGACUCCACCAGAGACAGGACUCUGGACCAGCAGUGCACGGUGAGCCGUCCCGGUCUGGCCAUGAUCGCCGGAGCCCUGGCCGUAGAGCUGAUGGUCUCUAUACUCCAGCACCCAGAGGGAGGAUAUGCUGUGGCCAGUAGCAGUGAUGACCGGAUGAAUGAACCCCCGACCUCUCUGGGUCUCGUCCCCCAUCAGAUUCGAGGAUUCCUGUCAAGAUUUGACAACGUUCUUCCUGCAAGUUUGGCGUUUGACAAAUGCACCGCAUGCUCACCGAUAGUUCUUGACAAUUAUGAGCGAGAUGGUUUCCAGUUCCUGGCGAAGGUCUUCAACUCAUCGCAUUCCUUCCUGGAGGAUCUGACCGGCUUGACUUUACUCCAUCAGGAGACUCAGGCGGCUGAGACUUACAUGAGGAUUGAUGUAGUGACCGAGAUGCUGACAGAGCCAUUCAUCUCUCUAACCUGAGCAGAGCCGUCUUUUCAGAUGCUCCUGAACCUAGAGACUUAAUAUCAGUGACAAUCAGCGCGUGAUUCUGCUGUGUCUCCGUGUAGAAAAAAACAAGAGUUUUUCUUUUAAUAAUGAGCAUAUGUUAUCAAAUGAGUUAGCCACUGAGCUUUAUUACAAACUUGAUCGUUACAAAAUCUUAUUUGCCAAUUAUUUGGAAACUGUUUGUGCUGGGUGAUAAAACUCUACUGACCUGUCUACAGAUAAUAAAUAUUUUCAAGUGGAUUUUGAGUAAAUAUUAUGUAGAAGAAGAGUUGAAUUGAGCAGUGUUGUGUACAUCUCUGCUGUCUUUGAAAUGCACAUGUCUCAUAUAUCAGCCGUCAGCUCUGAAAGGCCGUGUUGGACGUCUGUUUAAAGCUUUGGGUGAAACGCUCUUUUCUCAGAACUGUUUUGUUAAGUGGCUUUGCGUGUUGUUACGAUCACAUCAGUGGUUCAGUGUAAAGCCAGCUGUGUUGUAUUUACAGCGACUCUUAGUUAAACAUAUUUGUCUUUCAUCAAGAGGCUUAAAACUCCUAAACUUCCUCACAAGCGAGUACAUGGCUUCUCAUUCAUGGAUAUUUGCAGUGCCAGUGUUUAGAUUAUUCACCUCCCCGUUUCUGAACUGUUUGGCCUUGAUUUGAUUUUAAAUAGGCCAAUCUGUGGAGAAAACACUAAUAUAACACACACUCCUGAAAAUAAUGGGGAUUUUUCACAACAGUGUCACACAAAAAACAUUUUGGGUUUCAUAAAGAACCUUUCAGGGAACAGCUCUUAGAAGAACCAUUUGUCUUCUAUUGCAAAGAAUAUUUUAAUAAUCUAAAGAACCUUUUCCAUCAUAAAGAACCUUUUGUGCUUCAUAGAACCAUCACUGCCAAAAAAGAUCCUUUGCUUUUAGGAGUGCAGUGUAAGUCCACUUUCUAGUUGGAAACAUAGAAACAUAAAACACUACGGUACAUAAUUUGUACCCCAUAGAUAUCAGAGCUGUUUUCAUACUGGGGCAGAGAUACAUUUGAAGUUGAAGCUUGAAAACAUGGAUGUUAAUGACUGAGAAAAUGAGACAUGAAUCUUCUGUACUGCCAUAUAAUAACACACAUGGGCAUAUUACUAACAGAGCACCUCUGCAAAUUUGCUGUCGGUUUACUCAUCCUCAGGCCAUCUAAGAUGUAGGUGGCUUGCUUUCUUCAGUACAACAGUAAACAAGUUUUAGCUGAAAACCUCUGGUCUGUGGUGACUCAUAAAAUGCAAGUCAACGGGUCAAUGGCAAUUUGAGAGUCAAAAAAAAAAAAAACAUACCACAGAACACAAAAUUAAUACCCCCAGCUCAUGAUGAUAUAUUGAGGUCUUAUGAAGCGAAACAAUUGGUUUGUGCAAUAAACUGUACAUUAUUACUAGGGCUGUCCUGGACUAAGGAUUUUUCUAGUCGACUAGUAGUUGUUCAUUUUAAGCAUUAGUCGAUUAAUCGAACGUUUAUUAAUAAACCAUUUAAAUCAUUAUAAUGAGCCUUUAAUUGCCUACAUGGCCUAAUUAGCGCACACAUAAAGCUUGCCACAGCGUGCCGGCAGAAGGAAUGACUAUGAACGUGUCAGGGAAAAACAGUAAGGAGACUGCAUUAACAUUUUAAUAAUUCACUGAUAAACAAGUGCUUUCUUUGUUUCGGUUUAAGAGAUGAAGUCGGCGACACUGACUCGUCACCUCUGCAGUAGUGAUGCACCUUGUUUCAUACGGAUUACAUAAUCUGAGAAUAUUUGCUUUCCAUUUGAAUUGGUUCAUUUGAAAGUAGACAUUUCACACUCUCUCUCUCUCUCUCUCUCUCUCUAUAUAUAUAUAUAUAUAUAUUAAUUUCUGAUAGGCAAGAAUAUACACAGUUUCGCACUCAAGUUCACAGAGACCGAGACGGCAGAAAGCGCAUCCUGUUUGCUUUCAUUAUUUUACAAAAGCGCAAUGUCGACUAUUAAUUAUUACCUGCAAUCCUCAGGCAAACACAACAGAUACCUGAUUCUUU
Molecule: messenger RNA, 5024 nt
Organism: Onychostoma macrolepis
Lineage: Eukaryota; Metazoa; Chordata; Actinopteri; Cypriniformes; Cyprinidae
Gene: atg7
Product: ATG7 autophagy related 7 homolog (S. cerevisiae)
Exons: 20
Coding region: 833-3004 (723 amino acids)
Biological process (GO): C-terminal protein lipidation; autophagy of mitochondrion; autophagosome assembly
Cellular component (GO): cytoplasm; phagophore assembly site
Molecular function (GO): Atg12 activating enzyme activity; Atg8 activating enzyme activity
Source: RefSeq, a predicted model, not a curated record